Drepanopeziza brunnea f. sp. 'multigermtubi' MB_m1 is the source of this 1770-nucleotide messenger RNA. RefSeq lists its product as uncharacterized. The record is from RefSeq and is a predicted model, not a curated record. Gene Ontology annotation, cellular component: TIM23 mitochondrial import inner membrane translocase complex. NCBI's taxonomy places the organism in Eukaryota, Fungi, Ascomycota, Leotiomycetes, Helotiales, Drepanopezizaceae. Gene Ontology annotation, biological process: protein import into mitochondrial matrix.
AUGCUGCCUUUAUCUAGGACAGGCACUCGCUCUCUGCGAAACCCUGGACUCAGGACGACGUCAGCGACACAUCGGAUAGCCUCCUCGCCAGUAUGGAUUCGCUCGAUUGCGCGCAACAACAAACCGAACAAUGCGCCCAAGAAACCGACGGAAUUCGGCAGACCAGUUGGAAAGCCUGCUCCAGCGGGGCCAGGAGGAGUAAAUGCAGCUUUCAACCAACCCGUACAAGGCGCAAGGAGCAGUAAUAAGUCUGGCAAACCCGAAUACUCCAAGAACCAAGAAGAGAUCAGCAAAGACGCAUCCCCAGAACGCAAUAAGAUCUCCCAAUCUGCCGCUGCGAACGCAAAAAAUGCUGGGAGCCGGGGUAAGGAGUCCACAGAGUUCUCGGAGAAGCAAGAGGAAUUCAAUACACCGGCCUCGCCUGCUGAAAACACAGCUCCUCAAUCCACAUCGCCGUCUGCUGUCGAUCCUGCAAAAACCCAGAUCCCACCCCAGCCUUUACCGGAUUUGACGCAGGGAAUCCCAUCGACGUUGGAAUUUGAGGCAAUGGGCCGCACAAUGAAGGCUCCACUGAACUUGACAGAGGCGGAGGAGCAAGAAGCUCCAGGUGGAGGAGGUAGAGGUCGUGGGGAGCUUCCGGCAUCUGCAUACGUGUCUUCGACCGAGAAGAGACGAUUGCAAUGGGCGAAUUAUAUGUACGCCGCGUUCGCUGUCACCGUGGCGACUGGGACUGUUUUCCUAGGCCGAAACUGGGAGACUGAGGAGGAGGAGCUUUCACAUCCAGAUGCGCCGUCAGGAUGGGCUGUUGGCUUGAUUUGGGCCCGUGCAAAGGCUCGAUUGGGAGACCAGCUGAACUACUACAACGAACCAGCCUUCCGGAAGCUGCUGCCCGAUUCCCAUCCCAUAUUUGAGCGCCCGUAUACCCUGGUUCUGAGUAUGGAGGAUCUCCUAGUUCACAGCGAGUGGACACGAGAGCACGGAUGGCGAAUGGCAAAGAGACCCGGAGUGGACUAUUUCCUGCGAUACCUGAGCCAGUACUAUGAGCUUGUCAUUUUCACCAGUCAACCUUGGGCGAUGGCGGAGCCUAUCAUUCGAAAGCUGGAUCCAUACCAUAUAGUUACAUGGCCGCUAUUCAGAGAGGCUACCCGCUAUGAGAAUGGCGAGUACAUCAAGGAUCUCUCUUAUCUCAAUCGUGACCUCUCAAAAGUAAUCCUCAUCGAUACAAAAGCCGAACACGCCCAGAAGCAACCCGAAAACGCCAUCAUCCUGAAGAAGUGGGAAGGCGAUCCAAAAGACACCGAGCUCGUCGCUCUAAUCCCCUUCUUGGAAUACCUUCACACAAUGGCAACUCCCGAUGUUCGGAAAGCCAUCAGCUCCUUCGAAGGCAAGCACAUCCCUACGGAGUUUGCGCGCCGAGAAGCGAUCGCCAGAAAAAAGUUCCACGAACAAAUCGCCGAGGAGAAGAAGCAGCGCCCUAAGCGCUCUGGUGUUGGAAUGUUCAGCAAUGCGCUUGGAAUCAAGCACCAAAACAUGAUGAUGGAUCCAGCAGACCAAUCACCAGCCGAAGCCUUCGCACAGGGCAAGAUGUUGCAAGACCAAGCUCGUGAGAGAGGACAACGCAACUACGAGGCCUUAGAGAAGGAGAUUCGGGAGAAUGGCGAGAAGUGGCUCAAGGAGGAAGCAAUGCUGGAGGAGAAAGCCAAGGAGGAAGGUAUGAAAGCUAUGAAGUCUGGUUUCACAAGCUAUCUCGGUGGUGGUGGCGCGAAAUAA